CCGAACGAUAUUAAUGAAGAAAAAUGGUACAGUAUUCUAACUUCAUAUUUGUUUUUUUUUCAGAUAUUAUUGGCGAGUGAAGGAUUUGCAGUACAAAAUAACUUCUUGGGGCCAGAGACGCUCCUUGCGGUCGGAGAGCUUCUACGUGUUCACCUACGGAUACCGGAUGUACAUCCGGAUUUAUCCGCGUCACAACAACGAGAACUUCUACAUUCACGUCGGUCUGACGCAAGGAGAAUACGACCAACUGUUGCCUUGGCCUUUCAAGCUGAAGCACUUCGUCACGGUGCUCGAUUUAUCCCAGGACAAGCCGGAAGAUUUGAACUCCAGACUUUGGGACCCGAAGGAAUUGUGUUCUGGUUGGAAUUGGCGACGACCUGCGACCGGAGACAACUACGAAUGCGUAGGACUGGGAUUCCCAAUUGACUUGCUGAAAUCCCGGAAUUACAUCGUGGAUGAUUCAGUGGUUUUGCGUCUCACCGUGUUCCUGGAUUCGGCUUAGAAACAUUUUUUGGGUCUAGAUACUCAGUAGUAUUUAAAAUGAUCAUACUAACGAUUGUCGGCAAAUUGCCUUAUAUAUUUGGUCAACAAACAAACAAAAACUGAAUUAAACAAACUCGUUUGAAGAUGGAAGCGUUUUUCGGUUCAAAAGUUCAAAGUUUUCAUAAUGUCAGAUCUAACGACGGGAUUUUUUAAAGUUUCAUCAGCAUUGAAAGAGUUUGUGCAGCCUGAUUUCCUUAAUAUCCUGAAAAUCAAGAGAUGAAAGUUUCGCACAUGCUUUCAUUAAAUGCGUGGCCUGAGGGUUCCAAUUAAAAAAAAAAUUUCUACGGUCUGAUUCUACUGAAUCUGUAAAAAGUUACAUUUCUUCUGUAGCAGUAAAUACCUUAUGCCUUGAACCUAAUAGUUUCAAAAGACAAACAUAAAUUUUUAGAAGUUUGCUGAAAAAGUGAAAACAUUUUCUUCGACUUCACGCCGAAACUAGUAAACUCUCUUACACGUAUUGGGUUUUAUUUUUUCGUUUUUUUUAAAAAUCUGAUAUGAAAGCACAGUGAAGGUGUCCUCGAUAAUAAUUGAAUUCAAAAGAGGUGCUCGAAAUAUCGAUCAAUUGUUAUUUCUUGCGAAAUUAUUUUGUCCUGGGUUGAAGUGGGUUUUCCCGAUAAAUAUAUUUCAGCUCAUUUUUUUUAAAUGGUAGAAAAUGCCGUCACGACGUUUGACAGCUAACAGAUGUGUCUUCAUUGCAUUUUGACUUGAUUUUAAACUGCUCAAGUUCCUGCUUCUAUUCCGCUUUUCAAAGCAUAAGUAUUUCGCAAGCCUACAGGUGGUGAAAAUACUUAGAAUGCGUAUAUUCAAUCAAAAAAUUUUAGAUUGUUGCUGGAGAUGAAUUCAGUGACAUACUGUAGUGACAAGAAAUAACUAAAAAUCCCUCUAAAUCGGCAUAAAUUGUCUUAUGCAUAUUUUAUAUACCUAGACCUCAAUUUGAUUCUACAAUCUUCGCUAAUAUGUCUUCAUCAGUCAAAGACCGGAAAACAUGGCGCCGAUUGAAGCUAGAAUUCGAGCAGGCUUCAAUGUAUUCUCUCGAUUAACUAUAGUAAUUGGUUCGAGCU
Messenger RNA from Notodromas monacha, 1604 nucleotides. Lineage: Eukaryota; Metazoa; Arthropoda; Ostracoda; Podocopida; Cyprididae. The record is from the annotation of a GenBank genome assembly.